Messenger RNA from Fonsecaea nubica, 1026 nucleotides. RefSeq lists its product as hypothetical. The record is from RefSeq and is a predicted model, not a curated record. Lineage: Eukaryota; Fungi; Ascomycota; Eurotiomycetes; Chaetothyriales; Herpotrichiellaceae. Bases 1 to 1026 code for a protein of 341 amino acids. The transcript has 2 exons.
AUGGCCGACUCUGCUGAAGCUACGGAUACUGACCUCUCCGCACUGUUCGACCGGUAUCCGGACAUCAACUUUGACACGACAGGGGACAUCGUCUCGAGUUCUGAGAUCAGUGAGCAUUUCUCAUCACCGGGUUCAAACGCUACAGACCAUGAUGACACUCCAAUCUCACACGAUUCGACUUCAACCGCCCACACCACUCCGCUGCGGCCCAGUCUUCGCUCCGCCGAAACACUGGAGUUUCCGACACUGGAUCUGUUCCUCGAACACGUUGCCAGUGCUGAUCUCCCCUUGACAUGCAAGGAAGCAUUCGAGAGUCUUGCACAGGUAACAGCUGGGCUCGGUUGGUUAUUGGUGCCUACCGAUGGUGAUCCUCCGGGGGUUCAUGUCGCUUGUAACAAGCAGAAGAUACUCGCCCUGGUCCGAUUCAUGUCGGCGCAGCUUCGGCAGUCAGUUGCCAAUGUCACCGAACAGAUCAACAACGUCGACUUUGUUAAGACGCGCGCUCCAUUCACAGCUGACCUGUCAGAGGGAGAUCUUUGGUGCAUAUAUCGACAGCGCGCAGUACUCCUUACAUGGUAUACGGCAUUGCCCUGCCGGACAGAGCAGACAAUGCUAGAAGACCUGACUCAUGUCUUUGAUUCCUACGUCUAUCACCCGUUUCUGCAGUUAUUGGGUAUCGAACGUGUUGAUAUUGACGUGCAGGAGGCCGUCAAUGGCCUCUACGACGUUCUCAUGACACUGUUUCACCACUACGCCGUCUGGAUGAACGAAAUGAAGGACAUAACAGUGAACUAUAUGCGACCGCUAAUGAGACGGAUACGGAGGUCUCCACAGAUACUCGGGGGGAUAUCAGAAGCUGAGGAGCUCGGCGAGGCAGUCAAGGCAUCGAUUGGGGAUUCAGAGGCACCAGGCAUGCAACCACAUAACGAGCGAGCCAUCCAAGAGCUCCAUUUGAGUGUCAGUCGACGGAGAAUAGUCGCUCCUCCAAGAGCCAGACAGAGGUAUCGGCGCGAACACACCGUGUAG